CACUAGAGUCCAUACCUUUAAAAGCUUCGGCUUAAGCCACUUGGUAUCUCAGAUUUCUGCGUAGAAUGACUGAAGGCUUACGUUGUUUCCACUGGUCACACACGGGCGUCUGUAUUGUCAACCAAGUUAUCAUUCGAUCACUGGUCUAAGUGCUUGCCAGAACAAACCACCGUCGCUAGCCGUUGUUAGACAAGACCCGUGAGAAAUCGUACGGCUUUACUUUAAAUCAUUCUAUAGUAACAAUUUUGUGUAAAACGACUUUCGAGAUAACUCUACAGUUGAUUAGACAUUAGUGUUAUGUACUAAUUUACUUUUCUCUUGAGAAUGUUCAUGCAAUUAGCAUUCGAGCAGGAUUUUGCAAAUAGAUAUCAUCAUUUUGAUUGAUAUUGCAACUGACAAACUUCGGUGCCCAAGAGGUACUCAUGGAGAUUUGGUAGGACUAGGAAGUGAUGGACAGGCACUUUCCUAAUUUCCGUAUAAUCAGCGAUGAAAAGAAAAUAAUCAAGUUCCAACAUUUAGCAAACCUGGAGAGCAACGUGAAUAGCGAUUGUGUUAUGCAGCUGAAGCUCUGUGUUACAAAACGACUUUUGAACUCUAUUCUAUCCGCUUGAAUAAAAUGUAAUCUGAUUUUGCAAUAAUUGAAGACAAGUAAUUGACUUGAGCAGAACGUUCUCUGCCACUGUUGUUGCCAGGAGGUUGAUCCCAAACACAUCAACUUGUAAUCCGUCUAUGAGUGACAGUUGAAGUUGGUGCACUUAUUUCAUUUAUUUUACUUACAGAGCUCUGAUCCUACAAGGGAAUAGUGCACAAUGCACUAACAGGCCCAUAUUGAGCAAGAGAGUCGUCUAGUAAAACCCUUCAUUCACAAGUAACAAACGUGGAAAAUGGGACUUAAGUCCACGAGAACCUUUCCCAGGGGAACUUACUGGUGAGAAAAUUCAUAACAAAAACUUUCCCUGCAGAUUACGUGCAUUACGUUAGCAUGCUAUAAAAGGACAUGUCACCGAAGUCGCCCAGACCAUUCGAGGGCCCGUCCUUCUACGAGUGUGAUCGUGCUUUUUGGAGCAAGUUGGAAAACGAAGACACCCUGAGUGAUAUAGUACCGAUUGUUACCACGAGCCAGGUGUUAGUGGUCGACCAUGGCGAAGUUAUCCAUGAUCGCACUACCUUUCCUUAUUAUCGCCGUGGCAGCGCAUACUCCUGUACAUCGCCAACAAGAACCUUCCACGACUAUGUCUGACCUGAAGCACGACAUCAUCCCGAACUGGACAAUGGCACAACUCCGCUACGACGGCUGCAGGAUCUAUGCGGAGUUUGAACCAAAGGAUUUGUCUGGUCAAAUGUGUGACAAGGGCGAACUGAAGGACGUGCAACUGACUGACAUUGACGACACGAUUACGGCAACAGACCAACCUGAGCAGAGUGAAGCUCCCAAACCAGCUGCGAUCCCGAAUAUUGUAAGCCUUGGCUGCUGGCUGGACAAGAAUCCCGGCAGAGCCAUCCCGACCCUGGAAGGGACCGAUGCACGUCUGGACGGAGGAUACCAUGAUCGUAAGAACGCCAUUGAGAAGUGCUACCAGGUGGCCAAGGAACGAGGUUUCUCCGUGUUUGCGCUGCAAAAUGGAGGUCACUGUCGCUCUUCAGCCAGCGCGGGGCUAACCUACAAGACGUACGGGCCCUCCACAAGCUGUGGUACGGACGGCGAAGGAGGACCUUGGGGAAACCAAGUUUACCAAAUCACGGACGCCUUGCCUGAAACGGAUACAAACAUCGCUCAAGGCAAGCCGGCGUUCCAAACAACCGUCGCAUGGGGCAUGGGCGCCAGCCUUGCGGUAGACGGGAACACCAAUACUGAAUACUACGCUAACUCAUGUCAACACAAUGGCAUGGAGGACAACCCCAUGUGGUGGGUGGAUCUCGGAAAAUCCUUUACGAUCAACAGAGUGGUCAUCUUCAACCGCCAGGACUGUUGUUUCGAACGAAUCAACCCCUUCAACAUCCACAUCGGGGAUUCCGACCAGGUCAGCACGAACCCCAAGUGUGGAGGUGAUCACCAAAUCAACGUGAACCAGCCGUCCAUUUCCAUUUUGUGCCAGGGGAUGACGGGACGCUACGUGGGCAUUCGUCUUCCUGGGCACUCCCGAAUACUAACACUGUGUGAGGUUCAAGUCUUUUCAGAGCAACCGCUAUCAACCAAGACAAGCAGCGAGAAGCUCUACGAAUUACUGAAGCUGGAAAAGCAGAAGACCAGGGUACAGGAUGAAACGAUCAGCACCUUGUGGGACAAAAUCAACGAUUUGACAUCAGCAGAUUCAAACAGCUUUCCCAAACCAGGGCUACCACUGCAGCCCUGUCCCGAUAGCUACUCCGAGUACAACAACAAAUGCUACAAGUUGUCAACUGAGCAAAUGACAUUUGGUGAAGCCAAAGCCGUUUGUCAACGCGAUGGAGGAAUUUUAGCGAUCAUCAAUGCCCAAGACACCAACCACCUAGUUGUGAAGAAAAUAAGGGCUGAUGGAAAGCCGUAUUGGAUUGGACUGACAGACGUGCGCAGCGAAGGGACGUUCGUGCGGAGUGAUGAGACGGAAUCUCCUGCAGCAUACACCAACUGGUACCCACACCAACCUGACAACGGUGGCGGGGAAGACUGUGUAGAAAUGUCUGUGGGCCAUGACUGGAAUGAUGCACCUUGUUCAUCAAGGUUGAACUUCAUUUGCGAGAAAGAAAAGAUCAGUCGAUGGAUCUGUCCACCUCUAUACUUGGUGGGGUUUAAAGACAGGUGUUUUAGACUCUCCACAAAGAAAGCGAACUUCAGGAGGGCCAAGACCAUCUGCGAGCAAGACGGGGGGCGACUUGCGGUCCUCCAGGACGAAGAAACAGAUCUCUUCAUCAGGAAGAAAAUCAGGAGACUCCCCUACGAACGUACCCUGAGCUACUGGAUUGGUCUAAGUGAUGCCCAGGAGGAGGGGACGUUUGUGUGGACUGAUGGAACCGAACUAACUGCAUCUGAUUACACACACUGGCGCCCAGGUAACCCCGAUAAUGCGGUAGUUGGAGACGGCGAAGACUGCGUGGAGAUCCGUCAGGAAUUGGACUACAUGUGGAAUGAUGUAGACUGUAGGAAGAAACGGCACUUUGUAUGUGAGAAAGAUGUGGCGUUAGCUUCAGUCUCCGACCAAACCAUGUUGAUGACAGAGGCACCACCUUUGGAGACAGAAUCCUCCAAUAAUCCUGGGCACGAACAACACACCACACCUGGGCUAGACGAAGAUGGCUGUACGUGGCGGAUCCAGGAGCUGCAUGAGAAAGACAGAGAGGUUCAGGAGCAAGCCCAGACCAUCACAGAGCUUACAGCUCAGCUUGAACAAAAGGACGAGGAGAUCCAUGAUGUUACCACUCGACUUCAUCAAAAGGAGGAGGAGAUCCAUGACGUUACUACUCGACUUCAUCAAAAGGAGGAGGAGAUGCAAGACGUUACCAUUCGACUUCAUCAAAAAGAGGAGGAGAUCCAAGACGUUAACAUUCGACUUCAAUGGAAGGAUCAGGAGAUCCAAGACGUUACCACUCAACUCCAAUGGAAAGAUCAGGAGAUCCAAGACGUUACAACCCAACUUCAAUGGAAGGAUGAGGAAAUCCAAGAUCUUAAGAUACGACUUCAACAGAAGGAGAAGGAGAUCCAAGACCUGACAAAUCACCUUCAACAGAGGCAGGAGGAGAACGAGCAGUUUUCUACAGAGGUCGGGACACCAGUGACACCAGCAGGAAGCGAAAGCCGCGGAUAUACCAGCCUGGGUUGCUGGGAGGACGCCUAUGACCGCGCCAUUCCGACCCUCGAGAAGACAGAUGCACGCCUAGAUGGUGACUUCUUUACACGUAACAACCCCAUAGAGAAGUGUUACCAGGUAGCACUUUCCCGUGGUUUUCCCGUGUUUGCUCUGCAAGCUGGCGGCUGGUGUGCUGGGUCAGCUGAUGCGCACACCACCCACUCCAAGUACGGCCCUUCCAUCGCCUGUGCAGCGGACGGCGAAGGCGGGCCAUGGGCAAAUGAGGUCUACCAGAUUACAGGAAUGUUACCAGAAGAAUGCCUGGUGGAACCGUCACUGCGGCAGGAAUGUGGCUGGGGAGGCAUCACCCAACACCAGUGCCGCCAGCGAGGAUGCUGUUUCGAUUCCUCAGUCCCAACAAUGAAGUGGUGUUUCCAUAAGAAAGCUCCUAAGAAGUGGCGUGAUGACCAUCGUUGCGGGCAAGGCUACCCUGCUGAAGACGGUAACCCUGCUGAAUGCAACCCGGCAGGUGGUGUCCCAUGCUGCUCCCAGCACAACUGGUGCGGCAACACUGCAGACCACUGUGACUGUCCGGCUUGUGUUGACUACAGAAACACAGACUUACCAGUAUCACCAAGCGGAGAGCUUCCCGACAACACUCCGCACACCGCGGCAGAAUUUACACAUCAGAAUGACGACCUGUUGCUGCACACAACUGACAGGAUGCAAGCCUUCACAACUCAGCUUCAACAGAAGGAGGAGGAAAUCCGACACUUUACAACUCCGCUGGAGCAGCCUCCACCAACUGUACAGACAACACCAUCAGAAGAAUACUGCCAGGAGGGAAAUGGAGCAUCCUAUCGAGGAACAGUCUCUGCGACCAAAACAGGGAAGACGUGUCAACGCUGGGACAGUCAGACACCACAUAGACAUGCAAACAACAUAACUGCUCGUCUACCGUCAUCCGGACUGGAGCAGAACUACUGCCGGAAUCCUGACGGCGAAUCCGGAGUUUGGUGCUACACCACGGAUCCCAGCACGAGAUGGGAGCUGUGCGACGUACCGACAUGUGCUACAGAUGUCAGGGCUACAACGUGCCAUGAAGCGAAAGCUAUGAAUCCUACAGGCGGCGAUGGAGAGUACACACUCUACCCUUUCACGGCGUGCACAGAUGUAUCCAUCAGCGUCUAUUGCCACAAUAUGGCGUCCGAAAACCCGGAAGAGUUCCUGUCCCUGCCGUCUGGCCCAGAGAAGAACUACGCAAUCGUCUUUGCUGAUCGCUUAAUACAUGGACAUCUGUGUGACGGCCCAUUACAGGACCAAUCUGCAGAUGCCGGGACCACGAUGUUCAACAAGAUCAGGAUCAAGUUUGAAAACAACACAAUCAUGGUGAUAAGAGAUGACUUCACCUUUGCCAAAAGCAAUGGAUACAACGAUGUGUCUUACGCUGAGGCCGGUGACUGUUAUUCCUGGACCCAAGGAUGUGCAAAGGGAACGUUUCAAGUGAAUCUAGAGGGAACGGACCUGGAGCUGGCACCGCAUGUGGACUGGAUCAUGGAGGGCUGGCCGGGAUAUCUGACCAUCAACGACAUGUUCAUCUCCCAAGACAGAAAGGUUGCCUCUGCACGCUGUGGUGGCUGGUGUGGGAGAUGCAGGCCAGUAGAAAAUCAUUUACUUCUGUCGCAUCCACAGUGUCGCGGACAGAUCGGCACAGACGUACCAGUAUCACCAAGCGGAGGGCUUCCCGACCACACCCAGCACACCGCGGCAGAACUUAUACAUCAGAAUGACGACCAGCUGCUGCACACAACUGACAGGAUGCAAGACUUCACAACUCAGCUUCAGCAGAAGGAGGAGGAAAUCCGACACUUUACAACUCCGCUGGUGCAGCCUCCACCAACUGUACAGACAACACCAUCAGAAGAAUACUGCCGGGAGGGAAAUGGAGCAUCCUAUCGAGGAACAGUCUCUGCGACCAAAACAGGGAAGACGUGUCAGCGCUGGGACAGUCAGACACCUCAUGGACACGGCAGGACACCUGCUAAUUACCCAUCAUCCGGGCUGGAAGAGAACUACUGCCGGAAUCCGGACGGGGAACUUGCGGUUUGGUGCUACACCAUGGAUCCCAACACGAGAUGGGAGUUUUGUGACGUACCAGUAUGUGGUCCCUAUGGGCAGGUUAAAUUCACCAAAUCCGGGGUAUUUGUUGUGCCUGACGGAGUGACCAGCGUUGACGUCAUCUGCAUCGGAGGAGGAGGAGGUGGGCGGGACGACCAUGCGGAGAUCCUGGGGGCCUCUCCGUACGGCGGGAACGGCGGCAAUUCGUCUUUUGGACCAUAUCUAUCAGCUGAGGGAGGGAAAGGCGCGAAGGCGGGAAAUAUUGGUGUAUGGCUGACACAGGAUCCGUCAUGGGUUGUGUACUCCACCGGCAAACCGUGGGUCAUGGACGGAGCAGUGCAGGAUGCCGCAAAAGUCCUGGAUGAGGACACUGGGACCUACUGGAACCCCAGUGAUACCGGAAAUAGCCACAACAACUGGUACAUUGUACUGGACCUUACAGCGCCCCAAACUCUGACCCGCAUUGCAGUGAACAACUACGGAGACAUUACCCAUGACAUUGCAGUGUUCAGGUUGCAAAAAUCGUCGAUUGCCAGUCCGUACAUAUGGGAGGACGUCGUGUCCGUUACUGACGUGCGGGGAGGGACGGUCCAGCGUCAGGAGUUCGGCGGGUUCCGGGGAACGGCGCGGUAUUGGAGGUUCUUGAUCACUCGGACCCACGAGGGUUGGCAGCCUUAUCUCACUGAACUGAAUCUCUACGCGAUUUCGUUAGGCGGAGAGGGUGGAGAGGGCACUGUGGCGUUCGGGGGGCAGGGUGGAGUUGGAGGUGGUUGUAGCGCAGGCGCAGGAGCUGCCGGACAGACGUCAGGGGGCGGCGGUGGACUGGUGCCGGGAUCCUCCACACACCCGUUCUGUGGGGCAGGGGGCAGCAGCGGAGGAUCCUCAUGUGGAACGGGGCUUGCCGACAUUCCACCCGGCAAAUCAGGGCCGGGAGGUGAAGACCCCGAUGGCCGUAGGGGAGGUCAGUACGGUGGAGGGGGAGGCAGUCGGGCCGGCGCACGGGCCGGGGGAGGGGGAGGAUACUCCCGGGCCGAGGUGCACGUGAUUCCAGGAGAAAGGAUCGCCGUGACCGUGGGAGAGGCGGGGACUCCACACUACGCCAAGCCGGGAGACGGGGUGGUGGUUGUCGCCUGGGGACGGGAAAUCGAUCCGACAGGGGACAUGGCCACCUGCCCCGGCUGUGUGGAUGCAGACUGCCCUUGCCAAGAGUCUGCUGCUGUGACGACACAAGCGCCUGCCACCACUGGAGUUUCCGUUCCGACGGUAGACAGGACCCGGUGCCUGGGAAGCAGUGGAUUCUGCCCCGGGGCUGAUGUUACCGGGGCCACGUGUGUUGAUGGGUUCUGUGAGUGCUCAGGUUCAAACUACCAGCGAGACACAUGUUUACCGGUUGUUGGGAGCUGUGUAGUAACACGCGGGUCUCCAGUCGCCCGAGCGGAGGCCUUUCAGGCUGCCGACCCCAAGGAGACCUUAAGCUGUGUCGCCGAUGACAACAGCAAGUAUGAAAUACAUGUGCUGGCAGUGUACAAGAGCAGCGCACCAACAAGGAUUUUCCUAGAGGAACCUACAGGGUCAGCUGAUAUGAACGUGUACGUCACAGCAGGUCAGCUGGACAGACCUCUGGUUCUGGUGUUGAGCUCGUAUGGGGCUGUCAACUGGGUACUCCACCUACCGGAGGAUGUCGAAGUGCACAAAGUGCUUCUGAUGGCAUUUUAUGUCGAGAAAAGUGACGUAGCUGUGCGGAGCGGUUCUGUGAACGACGUGCAGCGCCUGUCAGGUCAUACAGGGGGCGCUCCUCCGUGUGCUUAUGGAGAGGACAACGGUGGCUGUAAGACUGUUGAGCUGCUGGAAUACAUCAGUGGAGAGUUUGGUCCCGUUUCCUCUCUGACGGGUACCUUCAUGGCAGACGCAUGGAACCUUACAAUUGGAAAUGAUCCCAUCAGCACUCCUACAGAAACCUCCAUCAGCAUUCCUACAGAAACCUCCAUCAGCACUUCUACAGAAACCUCCAUCAGCACUUCUACAGAAACUUCCAUCAGUGCUCCAGAAACCUCCAUCGUCUGCGAGAGGACCACCUUGCGGCUUUCUUGCCCAGCUGGAGAAACGCUAGAGAUCGAUGACGCCAACUACGGCCGGACGGCCACUGCCAACUCAUGUCACUGUGGGUUCAAGUGCCCCCAUAACUGUCAAUCAGCUGACAGCCUGUCUAUUGUGAGGAGUGCCUGUCAGGGCUUACAGGAGUGCACCGUGGAAGCGAACAACUCUGUCUUCGGUGAUCCAUGUCCCUUUAUUGGGAAGUUCUUGGAGGCAACUUACCACUGUGUCCCAGAAGCAACUGUUGAGCGAGGGGAUCCCGAGGUUCCACCGGCGUCGUUCCCAGAGGAACCCUAGACAACGUCCAACCCUGGCAGCAAGAUGAGAGUAACGCUUGCAAAUAAUGGUUGAUCUCUUUACAUUGAUUGUCAUAGAUAAUCAAUUUUAUAGAUUGUUACAACCAGCUGAGAGGUUUUUGUUGAUCAGCACAGUGUUUGUUAUGCACAGUUUUGAGUGUGACUUUUUUGCACCACUCGUUUAUUAUUAAGUCGUGACGACCAUGUUUUCAGGUCAUCGUGUUUAACGAGGUACGUUAGAGGGGUUAGGAUCAUCUUUAUUCUGUAAGAUGAAUUACAUACAUAAUACACGUUACAAACACAUGACAACCCUUUAUCUCGUGAUUCAUUAUCACCAGAAGGGCGCAAGGCAGAAAAUAAUACAAUAUACUAGCCACUGCAUCGGAGAUUUAGCCAUUUUCUAUCAAAGAUACAAGUACAAUACAUUUGAAAAAAAACUUAACAUAGAUUUUUGAGAUACAUGUAUUAGAUCAUGCUUAAUUGUAUCGAUAUCUAGUUUCCUGAAGUACAGUCCCAUGUGGGUGUGUUUCUUGCACAGUAAAUAGGUUAAGUGCACAGCUGCAGAGUGCGCACUUUGCCAUUCUUUUUUCAACGUGUCUUCUCGUCCUUGUGACUGGUCGGACAUUGUGACUUCAGCUUAGCGGUGUUCUCACUGUUUAUUUGUACCAUAAAAUGACGUCAUACGUGCACUGUUGUUACGUAACCAUGGUAGUGGUCUUAAACAUUGACGUCCGGGAAAGCUUUCCCUUCAUAUUCAGAUUAAGUUACUCAUGUUUUGUCACGUAUUUCAUUGAAUAAAAGCACAUGAGUUGAUUGUC
Molecule: messenger RNA, 9090 nt
Organism: Branchiostoma floridae (Florida lancelet)
Lineage: Eukaryota; Metazoa; Chordata; Leptocardii; Amphioxiformes; Branchiostomatidae
Exons: 35
Coding region: 1140-8273 (2377 amino acids)
Molecular function (GO): zinc ion binding; metalloendopeptidase activity; carbohydrate binding
Source: RefSeq, a predicted model, not a curated record